Messenger RNA from Spinacia oleracea (spinach), 1918 nucleotides. RefSeq lists its product as uncharacterized. The transcript has 8 exons. Bases 276 to 1607 code for a protein of 443 amino acids. The record is from RefSeq and is a predicted model, not a curated record. NCBI's taxonomy places the organism in Eukaryota, Viridiplantae, Streptophyta, Magnoliopsida, Caryophyllales, Amaranthaceae.
AGUCAUCCCCUCAAACAGUCAAGAUCAUCUUCUAUCUAUCAGACUAUCAUCAUAGUCGGCUACGCCAGAAGUUUGAGGGAUUGCAUCAAACUUUUUCUAUGUGUUCUUCCUUAUUUUACUCCAAUUCUCCCUAGAAAUCUGAAAUCUUGUCCUAAUCAUUCAAUCUUCCUAAAAUCUUAUCCUAAUUUAAUUUAUUUUUCCUAAAUUUAAAUUAUUCCUCUUUGCGUUCCCAGAAAUCUUCCUCCUUUCUUAACCUAAUCCUUCGUACAGUUCUAAUGUCAACACCUCGUGAUAAUAAAAGAAGAAAAACGGAUACCCAGGAUCAUGACAUCAUGCCUGAACCAGGUGACGAAGGUUCUCGCGGAGAUGAACAUACUGCUACUGCUAGGACAGAGGUUGAUGACAAGGUUUAUGUCCCUGAUGAACAAGAGGCCCCAAGUGAUAAAGUUCCAGAGACAACUAUAAGCAAGAGCACUAUCAGAGUUUGUAGUAGCUCAACUACAUCUGGAGAUAAACUGGUUGCUGAUGCUGGAGACCCCUUGAAUGGUGGUAAUAUGUCCACCACUUGUCCUCGGGUCUCACCCUCUAUUACAGUAGCAAACCCCAAACCUUUUCCCAAACCUCUCCCCAAACCAUGUCCAGCUUCUACAAGAAUACAAGUUGGGGAUUUUACUGUUUUUUUGGUUCCCCGUGUCAAACUAGACUUCCAUUUUUUUUGUGGAGGUUAUAAUGGGGUGUCAAUUCAAAUGGUUCGAGAGAUUGUAACAGCACAAUUUUCUAACCCAUGGAAGUUUAAAAAAAGUAUUUAUGUUCCCGACAAAGAUGUUAGGGUACGUCUUUUGUUUAAUCAAAAAAGGAUAGGUAAGCUAAAAAAGUUGGCCGAAGGCAGAUUUUUUUUUAGACCCCCUCACUUGCAAAACACUAGCAUGCUUUCGAAAUUAGAGAACAAACUUUUUAAGAAACUUGGUACGUUUGAAGUGACACAUGACGGCACUCCCUACGUAGUGAAAGUGUUUCCGGCGUCUUUUUCAGAAGAUGCAACACAAAUGAUGUGUGCUACUUCAGGUAUGACAGAGGAUCCACCUGCUAUUAUACUGAAUGGAAUUCCAUCUCAUUGGUUUGCGGAGCAACCUGACUCCUCCAAACCAUCAAAAAGGCUUCUUUGCAUCUUUCUUGAGACUUUCGGGAAAGUCAGGGAUCUUGACGUUGUUCAGGAUGAAAAUUUUGGUAAGGAUGAGAGAAAUGUUCCUUCAACAAAAAAAGAGGAUUCAAUUUCGAUUGUUGUGUAUUGCAAAGUGAUUGUUCAUUACGAAGAGUAUGAACAUUGCUAUAAUGCGUUGAAGUUCUUGUGCUCGCAUUCGUUGCAAAAGGGCUCAGGCAUAGCCGACUAUGAAGUGUCUUGGAAGGAGGAGGAUCUUUGCCCAAGGUUUUUAUCUUUACAAAAGGAGGACCCAAGAAUGAAGCUUGUUUGGAAGGACAAUCGUGAUGUUUCUGCAGACCCUGAGAAAGUGGAUUUUGAGGAGUUCCAGGCUCUAAAGCACAAAAUGAUUACGCUUGAGGAGCAGUUGAAGGAUGUGACGGCUAGAUUGGAGAAGUUUGAGGCAUAAAAGAGCAGUGGUGCUCUUCCUUAGUUAGGGUUUGCUGAUAAAAAUUAUUCUAAAUAUUUUGGUGUACAUACUAGGUGAUUCCCUUUAGCAGUAUUCAGCUUUUAUUAGAUUGUUUCGUGGUCGUAGAAUCACCAAACAAGCUUGAUGCCCUGAUAAGGAGUUCAACGGCUCAACGCUGCCAGUGAUAGUUAGGAAUUGGGAGGCUGUUGAGGCACAAUAUGUUAUAGUGCCAGCUUGGCAUGCAUUUUGGGACGGUGUUAACUAUACUUUGUUGAAUUAUAUCUUAUUAGUUUUUGUUUUAUGGGGCUGAA